AUGACACCCAUAGAAAUCUUACCUGAUUUUUUUUUUUUUAGAAAUCCACCUCAAUAUUCUUAUUUUUUGCAUAACUGACAAUAGAUUAAAAUAAUAACUAAGCUUUUCUUUUAAAUCCCGCAUAGCAGAAGGGGAACGUUAAAGCGAAAAAUUAUAUCUUUUUAAGCAGUCAUUAAAUCUCCCAAUAUAAUACCUGAAUACAAAGAUUGCUCUUUAAUUAGGGCGCUUGGCUCUGCCAAACAAAACAAACUCAAAGGAAAGUAGCCAACAUGCAAAAUUGAUGACUGAGCCUCCUUUGUGGUCCCCGCAUUGUGUGAUACUUGCUUAUGAAGUCUAAUACAAUCAUAAAUUGCGUCCUCCGGCCAAUCAGCGGCCCGGGAGAUGCUGCAUGAAAGCGACCCAUGUGGAGAACUUUGUUGAGCACCAUUGUUGAGGCUGUCAGCCCUGAGAGGAGGGCCAGGGCCGAGGUGGGGGGGGGCAAGCUGCUAUAAAACUUCUCUCCCCAGAGUGAGGAAACCAGAGGAGUUAGCAGUUGUUCACAAGACUGAUUCUCUCCCAGCUGACACGAGGAGUAUUUGAAUUUUUCGUAAAGCCGGGACCAUGAUGAUCCCAAGCGUUAUUGCGCCUCCUGCCUUCUACCCCGGGCUGUACCGGCCCACCGCGGCUCUCCCGCUCCACCAGACCCUGCCGUCGGCCUUCCAGACCCACUCUAGCUUCCUGGUGGAGGAUCUGCUGCGGAUAAGCCGCCCCGCCGCCUUUAUAAACCGAACUGUUCCGUCAGCGAGCGCCUCCGUGCCAACAGCCACCACCGUGUCCACCGGCGGCGCGCCGGAGCACACGGUAGCGGCGAGUGCGGGGACGCGCGAAUCGUGCUCACCUAAAACAUCGGUGCCGAACAGCAAGGACCCGAGUUUUCUCAAGUUUGGAGUGAACGCCAUCCUCGCACCCUCACCAAAGACGGCGUCCUCACCCCCUGCAGUCCACAGUCUGAACACCAAGACCUUCCCCGUCCCCUGCUUUGACGCAGCCUUUCACCCCAUAUUCAGGGCGCCUUAUUUACCAGCAUCUUCAUCCGUUGUUCCAAUCCCGGGGACUUUUUCGUGGCCUUUGGCAGCCAGAGGAAAACCCCGGAGAGGGAUGCUGAGGAGAGCGGUGUUCUCCGACGUGCAGCGCAAAGCCUUGGAGAAAAUGUUUCAGAAACAGAAAUACAUCAGCAAGCCCGACAGGAAGAAGCUGGCAUCUAAACUUGGCCUAAAAGACUCGCAGGUAAAAAUUUGGUUUCAGAACCGACGGAUGAAAUGGAGAAAUUCCAAGGAACGAGAGCUGCUGUCAUCCGGUGGAUGCCGCGAGCAGACGCUGCCCACCAAAGCCAAUCCGCACCCGGACCUCAGCGAUGUGGGCAAGAAGUCCUCAGCCGAGGACGAAGAGGAAGAAGAGGAAGAAAAGGAGUUCGGAACAGAGAGAAUGAGGGCGGCAGGUUCCACCAUCUCCUCUCCCUCCCUCUCCAGUAAGCACUCGGACUUCUCGGAGUCAGAUGAAGAGGAGAUAACAGUAUCUUAAUUUAUUUUGAAAAGCGAGUAUAGAGUUAUUACCCAUGAUCUGUUUUUAUGGGACGGUGACCAGAUUAGUAGGAAACUGCCGCUGUGACAAACCAUCAACGUCGCCGUUCAAACAAGUUGCACCCAUGUUUGUGGCUUCAUCAGUGCAUGCGCACUGGACAGGAUCUGCUACUGAGACACAAUUUGCUGUUUUGCACAGCUUUGUUCAAUUGUACAGUAUUUUGUACAAGUUUGUAUGGAAAUUUUAUGCCAAGAAUAUUGCGUUACUUUACAUUGACACUGAAUAGAGUUGUUUAUUGAAAAAUGUAGCUAUUUUGUUAAUUUAUAUCAAUUUGUUUAAUAACUAUGUUGUAUUAUGUGCUGUAUAUAUGUUUAUUUCACCUUUUGUACAAAAACCAAAUAAAACUGUAAACAAUUGAAAGUCACAUGUGUGCGUGCGUUGUUUUAACAUAACAGUUUGACCAUUCAAUCAUAAAUAAUUAUUAAUUUUAUUGAAUCACAAUAACUUAAGACUAGUACAGUGAUAUCAGAUUUAAUUCUCUGAGCCCCGGACAAACCAGUGAUGAGAAACUGCACCAAUCUGCUCUGAUGUAAAGAGACUGUACACAAAAUACUCCUUUUCAAGUACUGUAACAAAUUGGCUAGAAAAAGGUCAUCAAAAUGCUGCGCAAUAAUCAACUAUUUACAAAAUUAUGUUACAUGUAAAAAAAAAAAAAAAAGUACAUUACUAAGAAGGCUAAACAUUCAUUGAGUUUGUGAGUAAUAAAACGACAGACGAGUCAAAUGCUUGAUAGACAUCCACACCUCUCAGAGCGGGUUUACACACGCAAACAGAAUUAAGUCUCUUUGUGCUUACGAGGACAGUAGCAGGGAGAGGCCUUAUGAAAUACACAGACACACUUAAUGGACAAAGAACGUUGGCCACAAAUCUGAAAAGUCUUCACAUAUCUGGUUCCAUGCUGUACAUCUCGAGGCAGUGCUGAAAACAAACACACAUGCGGCUUUUGGCUUCCAUUUGGAGAUCAGAAUGAAUGUUGCAUAGGAUAGGUGAGAAAAACAUGGAAAGUUGCGCUGAACUCCGUGACCCCAGCUUUAAGCACCCCUCCCAGAAGGCAGGCUGGGAGGCUUAAAACAAAAGUACGAUAUUCGUAAUUCUUUAAGCUACUGAAAUAAUGGCAAACCGCUUUUCAUUAUCAUUCAACCACAAGCACUUUUAUCUCACCUCUGAUUAAUUAUAUCACUAUAAACAAAGCAGCAUAUGCACUAGUUUUCCAUAAUUAGCUCAAUAUGUAGUUAUGACAGUUUUGUUCAUCACAAAUCACAUAAAAACAGACAAUAAGUGUGGCAGAAGCACAGUUCAAGGAUGUGGAUGAGGUAUAAAAAAAAAAAAUUAAAGACAUUUUCUUAAAGUUCCCCUCCCCCGUUCAACCGCCAAUAAGUUAAGUUUGGGUACUGAGCACCACAACACAUCCGAAUCUUUUUCUUGAUAGUGAUCCAGAUAUUUACACCAUCUUCUCAGUUCACACAUCCAUACAAAAGCACUACUUCUCUUUCAUGUGUAUUCAAUCCUGCGGCAUUGGUGAUUAAUAUGAUGAGAGGUCAGCAUCACUCCUCGACAACUGCAGUCGCUCGAGGUGAGAGUUGACUCAGAGCCCUGUCAAGUUUACAGCCAUUUAGAGGAAUAAAUAAUUCGCUAAUGCACGUAGAAAAUAGUAAGGCAUUGUUUGUUAGAAUUCAGUCCAGCACCAAAAGGGUUUUGUGCUACAACAGCCUGCUUGGGGCUAAUGUGCGUGGAGAUCUCAAACGUUUACUAAGGGGGUCGAAGCAUGAGCUCACAGACUUGCACGGUGAAGUUGUAACACAUCAAGUGGAGAAGAAUGUCUCAAAAAGGACAAAUCUAGCUGUGGUGGAUGCUAAUUUCCCAGUAAGUGCCCUUUCCAUUUUAACAUUUUUUGGUGAGAACUUUAAAGGGAUUUUGUAAAAGAGAUUUUCAUAUGUGCAGUUUUUUAAAAGUUACUUUACAGAUGCUGUGGAUUACAAAAAGAAACAAAAAGCAUUUCUCAGGAAGUAAGUGUUUA
Oreochromis aureus is the source of this 3637-nucleotide messenger RNA. RefSeq names its product developing brain homeobox 1a (gene dbx1a). Bases 601 to 1560 code for a protein of 319 amino acids. The record is from RefSeq and is a predicted model, not a curated record. The transcript is spliced from 4 exons. Lineage: Eukaryota; Metazoa; Chordata; Actinopteri; Cichliformes; Cichlidae. Gene Ontology annotation, molecular function: DNA binding; DNA-binding transcription factor activity, RNA polymerase II-specific. Gene Ontology annotation, biological process: cell differentiation in spinal cord; regulation of transcription by RNA polymerase II.